Carassius auratus (goldfish) is the source of this 1573-nucleotide messenger RNA. RefSeq names its product peptidyl-prolyl cis-trans isomerase FKBP1A-like. Gene Ontology annotation, biological process: protein peptidyl-prolyl isomerization. Gene Ontology annotation, cellular component: sarcoplasmic reticulum membrane; cytoplasm. Gene Ontology annotation, molecular function: peptidyl-prolyl cis-trans isomerase activity. The coding region runs from base 94 to 420 and encodes 108 amino acids. The record is from RefSeq and is a predicted model, not a curated record. Lineage: Eukaryota; Metazoa; Chordata; Actinopteri; Cypriniformes; Cyprinidae. The transcript is spliced from 4 exons.
UUCCCGCUGCGGUCACGUGACCCGACAGCAUCGCUCCUCUCUGGCUACAAACAGCUGAGAGCGAGACAGUGUGCAGGAGGGCUCUUCAGAGACAUGGGAGUAGAGAUCGAGACCACAACCCCCGGAGAUGGGAGGACUUUCCCCAAAAAAGGACAGACAUGUGUGGUGCAUUACGUUGGCUCUCUGACAGAUGGACGGAAGUUCGACUCUUCCCGUGACCGUGAGAAGCCAUUUAAGUUCAGGAUUGGUAAACAGGAAGUGAUCCGUGGCUGGGAGGAAGGUAUUGCACAGAUGAGUGUGGGCCAACGUGCAAAGCUGACCUGUUCACCUGAUUAUGCCUACGGUAAUAAAGGCCAUCCUGGGAUUAUUCCCCCAAAUGCGACCCUCAUCUUCGAUGUGGAGCUUCUCAGUCUGGAAUGAUUUAAUGCUCUUCACUGCCUUUUGUUAAUUUUUCAUGACUUUAUUAAUGUUUCAUGCGUCAACAUUUUUUGUCUUAACAUUAGAAUCCUGAUUAAAUCAAUUGUCUCUUUCUGUCCGGCCAUAUUAAUAUAAAAAUUGUUAGUCAUUCUUCUCAGAAUCAUCUUUAUUCAGCAUCCCACCCUACAGUUUUUGGCAAAUUAUGUAAAGAUCAGUGCUUUACUUUACCAGAGUUCUCCAAUAUUUCAUCUUUUGCUUUGGUCACAUUUUAUCAGAAUUUUUUUUUUUUUAUUAUUUUUCUAUCAUUUUACCAAAUUGAUACGACCUUUUAGACUAACCCUUUAGACUUCUCUUGUGACUUUUUCUUACACUGUGAUUGUUGUUGGCUGGAGAUCAAGUACAAUUUUGUUAAAGAAUCGGCGACCUUAUCCCUGAUUAGUACUCCAGAAAAAGAGAACAUAUAUUUAUCUUUAAAGAUGUUAUGUUUGGAAUAUAAAAAUGUGCAUAUUUAUUGCAUUGUUACAUUUUAGAUUGAAUAAAUUAAUACAUUACAUUUAAUACCUUUUAACAUUAACCAUUAUAUAAAGUUGGUAAUUUCCAAUUAGAAUUGUUGAGUUUGAACAAGUCUGCUGAUUUUAAUUAGUAGAAAGAAGCAAAUUUUUGAUUCAGUUCUUGUCCUGCCAGAAUAGCACUAGUUGUGUAUGUUUACAAAGUGACCAUAUCAACUGAAAAAGUGCUAUCAUAAUACCUGAAACCAAACUUUGUGGUUGACAUGGCUGCUUAAUAUAAAAUGAUCAAGUAUGAAGUGAUACCACUGCUAUUUCUGUCAUGUUGAUGUGCAAAUUUUUUUAUAUAUAGUUUUUGUAUAUUGUUUGUUCUGUUUUAUUAACAUGCAACUAUUUGGAAUUUUUUUAAAUGUGUUUAUUUUGUUCUGUUUCUGAUUAAGUUGUGUAGUUGAGUAGGAUUUUGCACCGCAGCACUGGAUGCAUGCAACUAUCAUUAAUACUGAUAUUUGUGUUGAGUUUAAGAAAUUUUAAGCAUGUUAACUGCCUCAAAAUCACCAGAAAAUAUUUAAGUUUAACACGUUGCCAUGGCAACAAUAUUUUAGCUAUCGACAUUCCGUCAACAGUAUUAUAUAUUAAAGUAUUACAACAUG